Messenger RNA from Cavia porcellus (domestic guinea pig), 2774 nucleotides. It is a transcript of the gene Nr1i2, whose product is annotated as nuclear receptor subfamily 1 group I member 2. Bases 1 to 1404 code for a protein of 467 amino acids. Gene Ontology annotation, molecular function: RNA polymerase II cis-regulatory region sequence-specific DNA binding; zinc ion binding; nuclear receptor activity. The transcript is spliced from 8 exons. NCBI's taxonomy places the organism in Eukaryota, Metazoa, Chordata, Mammalia, Rodentia, Caviidae. Gene Ontology annotation, biological process: positive regulation of transcription by RNA polymerase II; negative regulation of transcription by RNA polymerase II; cell differentiation. The record is from RefSeq and is a predicted model, not a curated record.
AUGGAUAGAAUGUUCCCCCUACAACCUCCCCACAUCUCUAUCCAACCCUUUAAUCCUCUGGCAUCUUUUUUCACUUCUAGUCUAAGAUUUCCAGAAGCAAACCUGGAGGAGAGACAUGAAGAAGGUCAAAGCAACGCCAGCCUUGUGCAUUACCAAGAAGCAGAUUCUGUCUCUGACAUACCCACCAUCAAUGUAGAGGAGGAAGAUGGGGGUCUCCAAGUCUGCCGUGUAUGUGGGGACAAAGCCAAUGGCUAUCACUUCAAUGUCAUGACCUGUGAAGGAUGCAAGGGCUUUUUCAGGCGGGCCAUGAAACGCAAUGUCCGGCUGAGAUGCCCCUUCCGCAAGGGCGCGUGCGAGAUCACGCGGAAGACGCGGCGACAGUGCCAGGCCUGCCGCCUGCGCAAGUGCCUGGAGAGCGGCAUGAAGAAGGAGAUGAUCAUGUCCGAAGCAGCCCUGGAGCAGAGGCGGGCCUUGAUCAAGAGGAAGAAGCUGGAACGGGUGGAGAUCCAGCUUUCCGGAGCUCAGGGGCUGACAGAGGAGCAGCAGAUGCUGAUCAGGGAGCUGAUGGAAGCUCAGCUGAAAACCUUCGACACCACCCUCUCCCAUUUCAAGGACUUCAGGCUGCCAGAGGUGUUUGGCAGUGGGUACGAGAUUCCAGAGUUUCUACAGACCCCACUGGAAGACGACAAAUGGAACCAGUUCAGGGAACAUCUAAGUACUUUGAAGAUCUCUCUGCAGCUGCGGGGAGAAGAUGGCAGUAUCUGGAACUACAACCCCCCAGACAACAACAAUGGCAAAGAGAUCGUUCCCCUGCUGCCCCACCUGGCUGACCUGUCCACCUACAUGUUCAAAGGCGUCAUCAAUUUUGCCAAAGUCAUCUCCCACUUCAGGGACUUGCCCAUCGAGGACCAGAUCUCCCUCCUAAAAGGGGCCACCUUUGAGAUGUGCCUGCUGAGGUCCAACACAAUGUUCAACACAGAGACUGGGACCUGGGAGUGUGGUCGGCUGACCUACUACUUCAAAGACUCUGAAGGUGGCUUCAAGAAACUUCUGCUGGAUCCCGUCAUGAAGUUCCACUACAUGCUGAAGAAGCUGCAGCUUCAUAAGGAGGAGUAUGUGCUGAUGCAGGCUAUCUCCCUCUUUUCCCCAGACCGCCCAGGUGUGGUGCAGCGUGCAGUGAUAGAACAACUGCAGGAGCGAUUUGCCACCACGCUGAAGACAUACAUCGAGUGCGUCCGGCCCCAGCCUGCCCACCGGUUCCUGUUCCUGAAGAUCAUGGCUGUUCUCAUCGAGCUGCGCAGCAUCUCAGCCCAGCACACUCAGCAGAUACUGCGCAUCCAAGACACACACCCCUCUCUCAGCACGCCCCUCAUGCGGGAGCUUGUAAGCAGCACAGAUGACUGAAUGGUGGCCUUUGGGUGGAACCUCAGGGGGCCAGCCAGACCCAGAGCUCUCUGAGAUGCCACUUCUGAGGCCAGAUGGAUGGACAACGCUGAUAGCUGACAAUGUUCUGUGACCACAGCAGGGCGGCAUUCCUUAGGCACCCCACUGCCCAGUUCAGUCUGUAGUGUGGAAAGCCAUGGAUCCUGUAUGGAGAGUGCACUGGCCCACCAGAGAAGCAAGGCUGCUCUUCCCUUAGACAAGGCCCUGUGGUCGGGGAAUCAAUUCCAAAAUCCCACCAAAGUGCCAUGGGGAGAGAGGAAAAGGAGUGAUAGUGUCAGUCCUGACCCUUUGGUAUUCACCAUGACAGUGUGACUCCCAGCACUGCCAAAUUAACCUGUGUGCUCGGCACCAGUGAGGUGCAGGGUAUCUGAAAAGUGUCUGCUUUGUGAUUACCUUGCUCCCACCUCCCACCCGCUGGGCCAACCCCUUCUCUCCCCACUAAGCUGCUGUUGGGGGUGGGUUUCUAGGUCUGUGCUCAUCAGCAGGUGCAUCGGUGUCUGCGGGAGUCUUCUAGAGAAGCCAGGAGGUCUGCACUGUCAGAAACUUGUGACCUCAUUCUAGAUCUCUGCAUCCACUCAAGCACAUUAUCAAGUACCAGCAUGUUGUGGGAUACACACUAUUGACUCAGAUAUACUCUCGAUCUCAGAGUUUACAGUUAAGAAAACAAAGCUGGAGCACAAGUAACACAGAUCAAAGUGGCAAUUGACACAUGACACAAGCCCAGGGAACUUCUCUGUGUGGAUGGUGACGGCACUGGGGAUCUGUGGGUAGCUAGGGCUGCAAUGAGGGUACUGAGGACCUUUCUGGGAGGAAGUGGUAGGACCCAUACGGCUUGGUGUGGGCAGUUUGCUCCCCACCUGACUGGGUCCUGGCUUUGCCCCGAGGCAGGAACAGACUUGCUCUGUGACACGGCUGUGGCGACUGGUAAUAAACAUGCUAGAGCAGAAUCACUGUGUACACUGGUAUUUUCAUGGACAUCUGCUAAAGCACGUGAAAGUGUCUGCUUUGUUUGUGAUUAAAUAUUUUUUGCAUUUCCACGAGUUACACUUUUACAUAAAGCAUUCACUAUUGGAGAACUAGGCUUAGCAAGUAUGUUCCUGUUUCUAUGUCGAAUCCAAGCAAGAGGAUAUAAAUAAUGAACUUUUGCUAGAAAUGUAAACAUGUUUUGGCCUCCUAUACUGAAGAAGAUAGAAAUGUGGAAGGGGGGGAACAGAAAUCAAAAUAGCACAAUGGCUGGAGAUGUAGCUCAGCACCAUAAGCGCCUACCUGGCAAGUGGUUGUGAGCUUGAUUCCUGGUACUAAAAGUAAAUAAAUAAAUAUAAAUCAAAACA